AUGCUCCUGGGGAGGCGCUGGGGAAAAUGCAACCUGGGGCGCUGUGUGCUCUUCCUGGCGCUGGCCCUGCUGCUCGACGCCGUGGGCCUGGUCCUUCUGCUGCUGGGCGUCUUCGCCUCCCUCGAUUACUGGGACUUCUUGGUCUACACGGGGGCCCUGAUCCUGGUGUUCAGCCUGCUCUUCUGGAUCACCUGGUAUUCCCUCAACAUCGAGGUACCUCUUGAGAAGCUGGACUUGUAG
Molecule: messenger RNA, 240 nt
Organism: Panthera uncia (snow leopard)
Lineage: Eukaryota; Metazoa; Chordata; Mammalia; Carnivora; Felidae
Gene: TMEM238L
Product: transmembrane protein 238 like
Exons: 1
Coding region: 1-240 (79 amino acids)
Source: RefSeq, a predicted model, not a curated record